Coregonus sp. 'balchen' is the source of this 11287-nucleotide messenger RNA. The record is from the annotation of a GenBank genome assembly. Lineage: Eukaryota; Metazoa; Chordata; Actinopteri; Salmoniformes; Salmonidae.
AUGUUCCUGGAAGGAUACAAACGCAACUGGAUCCAUACUGAGGGCUACUCCUUUGAGGACAGAAUGAUAGACGACUUGUCUGUAAGCUCCAACGCCUCAUGUUUGACUAACCUUUUGAGGAUUUCAGGAUCUGCGAGUUUCCUCCUAUAGUUUCACUCCCACAUCUCUUUCUCAUUCCCAGAAAGCCAUGGAGCAGGAAGGAGAAGAGGAGGAAGAGACGGAGACCAAGCCAGACCCCCUUCACCAGCUCAUUUUGCAUUUCAGCCGUACCGCUCUCACAGAAAAGAGGUGGGACUCUCCUUCUCUCCCUCAAGCAUGUUAGUUGAGCAGCUUUUGGAUUGAAUUCAACACUAAUUCACAUCUCCACCUAUUGACAUGUUGCCUAAGCUUCUGUUUGUUCUCAUCGUUACAGUAAACUUGAUACAGAUUAUCUAUAUAUGGCAUAUGCUGAUAUUAUGGCAGAGGUGAGUUUUAUGAUGUAACAUUUUAGCAUGUUAUGAUUAUUUGUAUAUUAAUGUGUUUACAGUAUAUAAUGUUUUUUUUCCCCUUGUGUGUGUGUGUUGUAGAGCUGCCACAUUGGUGAGGAGGACGAAGGGGGAGAGGAGGUGGAGGAAGGGGCUGAGGAUGAGAUGUCCUUUGAGGUGCGACAGACAGAACUGGUAUGGGGCGGCCAGGGGCAGGGGACUGGGGAGACACUGGAGCGGUAGCUCUCAACGCAUCAAGUGACCACAUCAUCCACUGCAGAUCAGCCUGCACCCACAUCUCUCUCUUCUCUCGCUCUUCUCUCUCUCUGUCUCCUCUCUUCUCUCUUCUCUUUCUCUCUUCUCUGUCUCCUCUCUUCUCUUUCUCUCUUCUCUCGCUCUCUCUCUCUUCUCUCUUCCUCUCUCUCUCUCUCCUCUCUUCUCUUUCUCUCUUCUCUCUCUCUUUCUCCUCUCUUCUCUCCUUUUUCUCUCUCUUCUUUCCUUUCUCUCUCUAUCUCUUCUCUCUCUUCUCUCUCACUUCUCUCUCUCUUCUCUCUCUCUCUCCUCUCUCAUCACUCUUUUGUCUCUUCUAUCUGUUCCUUUAUAUGCGUGUUGCUUCCUCCUAAAUGUUAUCUGUCUGUCACUUUUCCUCCUUAUUUGUGUUUUGCUUCACUCCAAAUGUUUCUGGAUUUUACCUGGCUGUUGUGGUUAACAUUGUGGUUAACAUUCUGUAGAUGUUGCAUGACUCACAAAGUGAUUAGAGAAAACUACUUAUCUAGACCAUACAAAAUCAUGUGGACCAUCCUAAAGCAUUGACCUAUCUGCUAAGCACAAAGUUCCACUGAUGAGUAUUCCUUCAAUUUGGCAGGCAGAAUGUGUUUACAUGGGUCAAAUACUGUUGUCAAUAUAUAAUGGCUCCUCCAUUAUUUUGGACAGAAAUACAUCUAAUAUUUUCCAUAGUUUGUAUAUACACUAAGCAUACAAAACAUUAGGAACACCUUCCUAAUAUUGAGUUGCACACCCUUUUGCCCUCAGAACAGCCUCAAUUCAUCAGUGCAUGGACUCUACAAGGAGUCAAAAGCAUUCUACAGGGAUGCUGGCCCAUGUUCACUCCAAUGCUUCCCACAGUUGUUAAGUUGGCUGGAUGUCCUUUGGGUGGUGGACCAUUCUUGAUACACACGAGAAACUGUUGAGCGUGAACAUCCCAGCAGUGUUGCAGUUCUUUACACAUUCAAACCGGUGCGCCUGGCACCUACUAACAUACCCCGUUCAAAGGCACUUCAAUCUUUUGUCUUGCCCAUUCACCCUCUGAAUGGUACACAUACACAAUCCAUGUCUCAAUUGUCUCAAGGCUUAAAAAUCCUUCUUUAACCUGUCUCCUCCCCUUCAUCUACACUGAUUGAAGUGGAUUUAACAGUGACAUCGAUAAGGGAUCAUAGCUUUCACCUGGAUUCACCUGGUCAGUCUAUGUCAUGGAAAGGUGGAACACUCAGUGUAUAUACCGGUAUAUUUUCCAUAUGUAUAUAAGUGGUAUAUUUGGACGAAUAGAAAUUACUCCUGCGUCUGUAAAUUGUUACCUUUAGAGUGGAGGAGGCCAUUAGUCAUUGUCCCAAGUCUAGCCUAUCACUGCCAGCUCUCAUACCCCUUGCUUACUGUAUGGUCUUUCAUGUAGAUCCAGAUGGAAUCUCUUAACAGAACUGAUCCUGUUUGUUUCUCAGACUGUAACCAACCACAGACCCCCCCCCCCCCUCCGUCUGUGUCAGUUCCAUGUUUUCUUUCUACUCUCCCACUAACUCUGGCGUAACACGUUCAUCUCUGUUAACUGAAUGUUACUAAUCAAUGUUGUUCCCUUCCAUACUUACUUAGCGUAUUGACCAAUAGACUACAGUGAAAGCCAGUCUACACUCCCAGACACCUAGACUGACGCAUACAGUAAGAAUAUGUGUACGAAGAGUUACAACAACAAGACAUUUUACUGAUAGACAUACUAUAUACUACACCUGAUGCAGGGCUUAUCCAAACACCCCUCUUGUUUCCAUUGGAUUGGAAACUCUCCGUAAGUAAUGUCAAGUACAUCUGCACUACACUUACUGGGUAGACCAUGGUCAGGCAUACGUGGGUGGGUGGGUGGUGCUUUGGGUGGGUGUGGGUGGGUUAGGAGGGUGGGAUGCUGUGGGCGGGGGAACUGAUAUAAUCUGUGUUUGUAUUACCUUUGUUUUAAUUAAAUCUUGGUUACUUUUUAUACUUAAUUGCAUUACAUUGCACUUGUGAAAAUGUUGCAAGCUUACACUAUAAAUGUGGUUCUGUGACAGAUGUUUGGGCUUUUCUUUGAGCAGAACUGCUCCACUCUGAGGGCUGUGUAAAGGUCAACAUGUGAUAUAAUAAGACACCAAGGGAGACACUGGUUAUUCAAUAGAUCCUGUAUGGUUCUUUGCAAUGGCUAGCACUGCAGCAUGCAAGGCCAUCAGGGCUGUUUGCUGUAGUCUUAACGUUUGCUCCAGUCAGCAAACGUGAAGAAGUAGUGUAACGACUCCAUGACUAAUUAACUGGGGAGAGAGAAUGGGUGAGCGAGAGAAACAGAUAGGUGGAAUGGAAGUAAUGAUGUGUGGAAAAACGAGUCAAAAAGCAGAUAAAGCAUGCAGGUUUGAAUGAGUUUUUCCCAUACAAUGAGAAGAAAGGAUAACUAAGAAAUGGAGACGGAGAGUAGAAACUGAGAAUGAGAAACUAUUUCAAUUUUAGAUAUAUACACUACCAGUCAAAAGUUUGGACACACCUACCCAUUCAAGGGUUUUUCUUUAUUUGUACUAUUUUCUACAUUGUAGAAUAAUAGUGAAGACAUCAAAACAAUGAAAUAACACAUAUGGAAUCAUGGAGCACCCAAAAAAGUGUUAAACAAAUCAAAAUAUAUUUUAUAUUUGAGAUUCUUCAAAUAGCCACCCUUUGCCUUGAUGACAGCUUUGCACACUCUUGGCAUUCUCUCAACACUUUAUUGGGUGCUACAUGAUUCCAUAUGUGUUAUUUCAUAGUGUUGAUGUCUUCACAUUUUUUCUACAAUGUAGAAAAUAGUAAACAAUUAAGAAAAACCAUUGAAUGAGUAGGUGUGUCCAAACUUUUGACUGGUAUUGUAUAUGUAGCAUGUAAAACUAUAGGCCCACACUAUUAAAACAAAGUUUAGGGCUGCAAGUCAGUGGAGGUUAGAGAGAAGGUCUAGACAGCUAGGGACUAGGUGUGUGAAUGCAGAGUGACUGCGGGGUGGGAUGUGUGACCAUCAGGACACAGUCACAGCAUCUGUGUUCAUCACAGGAAAAAGAGAUGGAGAAACAGAGACUUCUGUACCAGCAGUCCCGUCUCCACAACCGUGGGGCGGCUGAGAUGGUGCUGCAGAUGAUCAGUGCCUGCAAAGGUACUUCCCCAACCCAUACAGUACACCAGGGAUCCCCAAUUACAUUCAGCCGUGGGCCGAUUUUUCCUUUGAUUGGAUGGUCAGGGGGCCGGAACAUAGUUAUAAAAAAUGUAUUUUAUGCUCAGAAAACUUGGGCGGGGGGGGGGGGGCAAAUAAAAUAGUUUGGCCUGCGGGCCUCCUUUUGAGGAACCCUGCAGUACACCAUGCAUACUCCCUACAGGCUAACCCUACAGGUCAAUCAAUGUCUCUCAGUCACAGUGCAUACAUUUCAAUGAUACCUGCCGUGGUCGACACAUUACAAACACAUUAUUCAUACCUGUCAUCUAGAAUGGUAAAGAGUACUUUUCUCUCCAUCUAGGUGAGACUGGCUCCAUGGUGUCCUCCACCCUUAAACUGGGCAUCUCCAUCCUAAACGGUGGUAACGUUGAGGUUCAACAGGUAAGUGUCCACUCAGUGGGCUGUCCAUCUGACCUGAGGUUAUAGUAGUAAUUGACUGGUCUCACUGUCUGUUUGCAGAAAAUGCUUGAGUACCUGAAGGACAAGAAGGAUGUUGGCUUCUUUUUGAGUGUCCAGGCUCUAAUGCAGACAUGCAGGUUUGUCUUCACCCCUGAAUUACUCAUAAAGGAAAACAACAUAAAUCCUAGUAGGGAGUAGGAAAGCAGUCCUAAUCGAGCGUUUAUGAGUACGUAGAAUGAAAUUAAUGUUAUGUUGGAUUACUAAUAUGUGAAAACCCAAAGAUAUGGUCCUCUGUAGCUCAGCUGGUAGAGCACGGCGCUUGUAACGCCAAGGUAGUGGGUUCGUUCCCCGGGACCACCCAUACACAAAAAAAAUUAUGCACGCAUGACUGUAAGUCGCUUUGGAUAAAAGCGUCUGCUAAAUGGCAUAUUAUUAUUAUUAUUACUAUUAUUAUUAUUAUUAUUAUUAUUAUAUAUAUAUAUACUGUAUAAAUGGAAAAUGGAGCUAACAGCUUAUGAAGUUUGAUUAAAGGUGACCGUAUGUUUUUCAUGGCAGUGUCCUGGACCUGAAUGCCUUUGAGAGACAGAACAAGGCAGAGGGUCUGGGCAUGGUGUCGGAGGAGGGAACAAGUAAGUCUUUAAAGCUCUGACCAUACUGGACACUGGUACAUCAGCUUUGACCCACCUUACACCACCUUUGUAUCCAUGUCCUGCCCAGGCAAUCACACACACAUGUACAGUAUCAGGGCCUAUGGUCACUGAGUGGGAGUUCCCCCACUUCAUUCCUCAUCUUAUGAAUGUUCAGUUGUAGUAACAUCCAUAAACUCUGUUGUCUAAUAAUGAUUGAGUGAUUAAUGUGUUGAUAUGACUAAUUUUUUCAGCGCUGACGCCUUGUCAGUUGGUAAUUUGAAUUUACAGGGUGUCUGUUUAGUACUGUAUUUUGACUUGCUAAUAUUUUGUGUUUACAUUCAAUGUUUAUUUGUAAAAUAUUUUGUAAGUGUAGUAUUAUUUUAAACUAAUUCUUAGUUAGAAUUAUUGACAAUAGAAAUGUGUUAACCACCCCUCCCAACUCCUAAGUGUUCUACUGUUGUCCGUCAACUCACUAGCCCUCUCUUUCCCUACCUUGCCAUCAUUGCGUCCCUCCCUCCCCUAUCCCCUCUUCCCAUUCCCUCCUUUGCUGGUCCUCAGACAUGAAGUCAGAACGGGGUAAAUGAUACCUCUGUCCCUCUGUUUUUCUACCUUUUCUCUUGCUCUCCCUGUUCCCUCUCCGUCUCUUCAUCUUCUUUAGCUCUUUUUAAUUAUCUCGUGUUGUGGAGCCCACCUGUAUUCAAUUUCAGACUCAAGGAGUUUAUGAAAUAACCUUUCAGUCAUGUCAAGUAAUGCCAAUUCCAUUGUUUCUCGGGUAUGUACAGUGAGGGGAAAAAAGUAUUUGAUCCCCUGCUGAUUUUGUACGUUUGCCCACUGACAAAGAAAUUAUCAGUCUGUAAUUUUAAUGGUAGGUUUAUUUGAACAGUGAGAGACAGAAUAACAACAACAAAAUGUUUAAAAUGUUAUAAAUUGAUUUGCAUUUUAAUGAGGGAAAUAAGUAUUUGACCCCUUCUCAAUCAGAAAGAUUUCUGGCUCCCAUGUGUCUUUUAUACAGGUAAUGAGCUGAGAUUAGGAGCACACUCUUAAAGGGAGUGCUCCUAAUCUCAGCUUGUUACCUGUAUAAAAAACACCUGUCCACAGAAGCAAUACAUCAAUCAGAUUCCAAACUCUCCACCAUAGCCAAGACCAAAGAGCUCUCCAAGGAUGUCAGGGAUAAGAUUGUAGACCUACACAAGGCUGGAAUGGGCUACAAGACCAUCGCCAAGCAGCUUGGUGAGAAGGUGAUAACAGUUGGUGCAAUUAUUCGCAAAUGGAAGAAACACAAAAGACCUGUCAAUCUCCCUCGGCCUGGGGCUCCAUGCAAGAUCUCACCUCGUGGAGUUGCAAUGAUCAUGAGAAUGGUGAGGAAUCAGCCCAGAACUACACGGGAGGAUCUUGUCAAUGAUCUGAAGGCAGCUGGGACCAUAGUCACCAAGAAAACAAUUGGUAACACACUACGCCGUGAAGGACUGAAAUCAUGCAGCGCCCGCAAGGUCCCCCUGCUCAAGAAAGCACAUAUACAUGCCCGUCUGAAGUUUGCCAAUGAACAUCUGAAUGAUUCAGAGGAGACCUGGGUGAAAGUUGUGUGGUCAGAUGAGACCAAAAUGGAGCUCUUUGGCAUCAACUCAACUCGCCGUGUUUGGAGGAGGAGGAAUGCUGCCUAUGACCCCAAGAACACUAUCCCCACCAUCAAACACACAAGAAACGUCUGGGAUAGGACAAGGAAUACCUGGGAUAGGAUAAAGUAAUCCUUCUAACCCCCCCCCCCCCAAAUUGUAAAGUGGUUAUCCCACUGGCUAUAGGGUAAACGCACCAAUUUGUGAGUCGCUCUGGCUAAGAGCGUCUGCUAAAUGACGUUAAUGUGCCCCUGAGCAAGGCACUUAACCCUAAUUGCUCCUGUAAGUCGCUCUGGAUAAGAGCGUCUGCUAAAUGACUAAAAUGUCAAAUGUAAAUGUAAUCAAACAUGGAGGUGGAAACAUUAUGCUUUGGGGGUGUUUUUCUGCUAAGGGGACAGGACAACUUCACCGCAUCAAAGGGACGAUGGACGGGGCUAUGUACCGUCAAAUCUUGGGUGAGAACCUCAGCCAGGGCAUUGAAAAAUGGGUCGUGGAUGGGUAUUCCAGCAUGACAAUGACCCAAAACACACGGCCAUGGCAACAAAGGAGUGGCUCAAGAAGAAGCACAUUAAGGUCCUGGAGUGACCUAGCCAGUCUCCAGACCUUAAUCCCAUAGAAAAUCUGUGGAGGGAGCUGAAGGUUCGAGUUGCCAAACGUCAGCCUCGAAACCUUAAUGACUUGGAGAAGAUCUGCAAAGAGGAGUGGGACAAAAUCCCUCCUGAGAUGUGUGCAAACCUGGUGGCCAACUACAAGAAACGUCUGACCUCUGAGAUUGACAACAAGGGUUUUGCCACCAAGUACUAAGUCAUGUUUUGCAGAGGGGUCAAAUACUUAUUUCCCUCAUUAAAAUGCAAAUCAAUUUAUAACAUUUUUGACAUACGUUUUUCUGGAUUUUUGUUGUUGUUAUUCUGUCUCUCACUGUUCAAAUAAACCUACCAUUAAAAUGAUAGACUGAUCAUGUCUUUGGCAGUGGGCAAACGUACAAAAUCAGCAGGGGAUCAAAUACUUUUUUCCCUCACUGUACAUGACUAUGUACUGUAUUCAUAGUAAACCUAUUAAACACUCAGAGUAAUGAGUCCUAGCAACAAACAAUGACUGAAAAGCGUUUUUUCCCCUUGAGUGGCUAACCACAGAUCUACUGAACCUCCGAAGCUCACCACUAUUGUGAUUAUAAGAAUUCCUGAGGACGGAAUUAGCGCAAUAUGUGGAUCUAUCGAUCUCUCAUAUUCAUCCUCAGUGUUUGUAACUCAGGGCCUGUAUCCACAAAGCAUCUCAGAACUGAUCUAGGAUCAGUCCAUAACCAGCAUUCAGAAAGUAUUCAGACCCUUUGACUUUUUCCAAAUUUUGUUACGUUAUGGCCUUAUUCUAAAAUGCAUUAAAUGUUUUUUUCCCCCCUCAUCAAUCUACACACAAUACCCCAUAAUGACAAAGCAAAAACAGGUUUUUAGAAAUGUUUGCAAAUGUAUAAAAAAUAAUAUGAAAUUACAUUUACACAAGUAUUCAGACCCUUUACUCAGUACUUUGUUGAAGCACCUUUGGCAGCGAUUACAGUCCGGGCUCUGGCUGGGCCACUCAAGGACAUUCAGAGAUUUGUCCCGAAGCCACUCCUGCGUUGUCUUGGCUGUGUGCUUAGUGUCGUUGUCCUGUUGGAAGGUGAACAUUCACCCCAGUCUGAGGUCCUGAGUGCACUGGAGCAAGUUUUCAUCAAGGAUAAUAAUAUAAUAAUAUAAUAACAUGCCAUUUAGCAGACACUUUUAUCCAAAGCGACUUACAGUCAUGCGUGCAUACAUUUUUGUGUAUGGGUGGUCCCGGGGAUCGAACCCACUACCCUGGCGUUAAAAGCGCCGUGCUCUACCAGCUGAGCUACAGAGGACCUCUCUCUACAGAGGAUCUCUCUGUACUUUGCUCCGUUCAUCUUUCCCUCGAUUCUGACUAGGCUCCCAGUCCCUGCCGCUGAAAAACAUCCCCAGAACAUGAUGCUGCCACCAUGCUUCACCGUAGCGAUGGUGCCAGGUUUCCUCCAGAUGUGACGCUUGGCCUUCAGGCCAAAGAGUUCAAUCUUGGUUUCCUCAGACCAGAUAAUCUUGUUUUUCAUGGUCUGAGAGUUCUUUAGGUGCCUUUUGGAAAACUCCAAGGGGGUUGUCAUGUGCCUUUUACUGAGGAGUGGCUUUCGUCUGGCCACUCUACCAUAAAGGCCUGAUUGGUGGAGUGCUGCAGAGAUGGUUGUCCUUCUGGAAUGUUCUCCCAUCUCCACAGAGGAACUCAUGAGCGCUGUCAGAGUGACCAUCGGGUUCUUGGUCACCUCCCUGACCAAGGCACUUCUCCCCCGAUUGCUCAGUUUGGCCAGGCGGCCAGCUCUAGGGAAGAGUCUUGGUGGUUCCAAACUUCUUCCAUUUAAGUAUGAUGGAGGCCACUGAGUUCUUGGGGAGCUUCAAUACUGUAGAAUGUUAUGGUACCAUUCCCCAGAACUGUGCCUCGACACAAUCCUGUCUCGGAGCUCUAUGGACAAUUCCUUCGACCUCAUGGCUUUGUUUUUGCUCUAACAUGAACUGUCAACUGUGGGAACUUAUAUAGACAGGUGUGUGCCUUUCCAAAUCAUGUCCAAUCAAUCGAAUUUACCACAGGUGGACUCCAAUCAAGUUGUAGAAACAUCUCAAGGAUGCACCUGAGCUCAAUUUCAAGUAUCUUAGCAAAGGGUCUGAAUACUUAUGUAAAUAAGGUAUUUCUGUUUUUGUGUUUUAUAAAUUUGCAAAAAAUUCUUAAAACCUGUUUUCACUUUUUCAUUAUGGGGUAUUGCGUGUAGAUUGCUGAGGGUUUUUAUUUCUUUAAUCCAUUUUAGAAUAAGGAUUUAAUGUAACAAUGUGGAAAAAGUCAAGGGGUCUGAAUACUUUCCGAAAGCACUGUAAUCUUAUUUUUUAAUGAUCUGAAAGGCAAAACUGAUCCUAGAUCAGCACUGUCUGCCCCACCCACCUCUGAACCCUCACAUGAUUUACACUGUAAUCCCCCCCACAAUGACAUCAUCCCUCCUCCACUCCACCUUGCUUGGACACAAGUCCAAACCCUGGCCCUCUUAACCCAAACUCAGUGGAGUUCGAGGAGUGCAGUAGGUCUGUGCUGCAUGCACUGACUGAGGAACUGACAGGGUCAACUUCUCCAUUACGUUGUAUGUCUGUGCAGUAUACAGUGAUGUCCAUUGUAUCUAUACAUGUUGAUGUGACCAUGUAAUUUUAUGUGUGUAUACUGUGUAUAUAGUAUACUGUGUUUUCAGUGUUGAUGGACGACUGUUUCUUUAUGUGUUAAUGUAUGUGACAUAAUAGUGUUUGAUUAUGUGUCUAAAAUUGCAGAAGGUCUUAUCGUUGCUUGUUGCUGUGAAUGUGCUUUUACAGUACAUGCCAACCUAUUGGCCAUGAUUCAGCAAGUGUUUGACGUUUUCUAUAUUGUAGUUACAGUGAACAACUCAGUAUGAACUAAAGGAAGAUGGACAGUCUGUAAGGAGGAGGUUAUUGCAGCUCUUACUAAUAUGAUUAUGCAGACGUGAUGGAGAGCUGUGAAAUUAUAAUCACACUCACCUUAUUGCUGCAAGCAUGUGUGCUGCUGACCAUGGUACGCACUGGCUAACACUCAAAUUCUCUAGUUAGCCUCCCACCUACAUUACAUACAGAUAGAGAGAGGCAGCCUGCCUGAACCCUCCUACUGUCAAAGACAUCCAGUACUUCUAGAUCUAGUCUGAUGCUCUGUCCCUUUGUCUCUCCCCUCCAGGUGAGAAAGUCAUGUCGGAUGAUGAGUUUACCUGUGAUCUGUUCCGCAUGUUGCAGCUGCUCUGUGAGGGCCACAAUAACGGUGAGAAGAAUAUUAUCCAAUGGUGUUCUAUUUAGGGAAUGAUGGAUUUGUCUGUGGGGGCACAGCAACACUUGAAUCAUGACUUGCUGUAAUGCUAGUCAAAUGUUGGCAGUCUAUUUGAGUGGACUCUGUUUUUACUCCAGAUUUCCAGAACUACUUGCGAACACAGACCGGCAGCACCACCACUAUCAACAUCAUCAUCUGCACUGUGGAUUACCUCCUCCGACUGCAGGUACUGGGACUCUGACUAUUAACACAUACCUGUUAAAGAGGUGUCCUGUUAUCCCUUUUCUAUACCCUGAUGAAGACAGCUUGUCUGUCCAAACGUUGGUUAUUAGGAUAUUAAAUUAUUGCAUCUGAGCUCCUAGAGUGUGCGGCUUUCCAUUUCUUUUUCAACUGUUAUCCCUUUCACCAUGAAUUUUAUAAAGCCCUUUUUACGUCAGCAGUUGUCAUAAAGUGCUAUACAGAUACCCAGCCUUACACUACAAAGAGCAAGAAAUGCAGAUGCAGAAGCAAGGUGGCUAGGAAAAAUAUUUCUCUAUCUCGCUCUCUCUAAAGGAGUCAAUCAGUGAUUUCUACUGGUAUUACUCUGGUAAAGAGAUCAUCGAUGAGCCAGGCAAGAAGAACUUCUCCAAGGCCAUGAUAGUGGCUAAACAGAUCUUCAACAGUCUGACUGAGUACAUCCAGGUGAGUAUAAACCCAUUCAUCUGUACAGCAUGUAGAUGACUGGAUGUUACUGGGUAUGUAUGUGACCGUAUGUACCUGGUGGUCUCCCCUCAGGGUCCAUGUACAGGCAAUCAGCAGUCCCUGACCCACAGCAGGCUGUGGGAUGCAGUGGUAGGCUUCCUCCACGUCUUUGCCCACAUGAUGAUGAAGCUGGCACAG